Amoebophrya sp. A120 is the source of this 664-nucleotide messenger RNA. The record is from the annotation of a GenBank genome assembly. NCBI's taxonomy places the organism in Eukaryota, Dinophyceae, Syndiniales, Amoebophryaceae.
CUUCCGGCACUCGGCGGCUGGGAUUUUUUCGAUCUGUUCUCGAACGAGCAACUGAUCGGGGUUUACGUUUCCUGGCGGUUUUUCCAAACCGGUGUGGGUAAAGCCUGGCAGAACCACAUAUCGGAAGAUGCCGCGCCGUCCGACCCGAGACCUCCUCCACAAUUGGGGGCCAAACUACCUUCGGAAGAGCUGCAAGACAGGCGGGACAAUAUCAACGAGGAAGACCGCCAGCGCAACAGAGAGAAACUCGAUGGGGAGCUGACGUUUGAACUGUGUUUGGUGAUUCUCAAGCUCAUCAAAGAGGAAUUUUUCCUGGAGGAAACAUCAGUGCCCGAGUGUUACUUCGAGACCACUGAGCACGAUGUUGGUUCAGCGAGCGCUGAACAGAUGAAGGCGAACAAGACCAAAUUGAAUGUCAAACGAACAGCAGAAGGAGUAGGAGCUCCUGCAGCACGUCGUGCAACUACUUUUCCCGGCACCAGCGGUUCAUCUCCUUUCAGCCGUGCUUUGGUCCGUUGGAUUUUCUACUUUUUGCGACAGAAGGACAAGCAGUACGACAAUGAAGUAAAUGCGUUCCCGGGCGACCUCAAGUUCGUUCGCUUCGUGGUAGGAAAUUUUUGCCGCUAUGGAUUGCUGGACGUGGUCGAACUUGACAAAACACUGC